AGAAGAUUUUAUACGCCCUCUAUUAUCCCCCCCAGCCGCCGUGAAAGCUACCGCCGGCCGGCCGCCGCCGCAACGCCAUGUUCCAACUCCGAGCGCGUGACCUCUCUUUCCUCGUCCACUCACCACCCUGUCUCCCCGCUCCCCGCGUCUCUCCCCUCUUCGCCCUUCGCCGCAACCUCUCCGCCACCACAUCCGCUUCACCAGGCCCUUUCGCCGCCGAGGACUACCUGGUCGCCACCUGCGGCGUUCCCCGCGCGCAAGCCGUCAAGGCAGCGAAGAAGAUAUCCCACCUGAAGUCCUCCUCGAAGCCCGACGCGGUCGUCGCCUUCCUCUCCGGCCUCGGCGUCCCCCGCUCCGACAUCGCCGCCAUCGUCGCCGUCGACCCGUGGUUCCUCUGCGCCAGCGUGGAGAGGACCCUGGCGCCCCGAGUCACCGAGCUGAGGGAGCUCGGCCUCUCGCGCUCCGAGGUCGCGCGCCUCAUCCCGCUCGCCCUGUGCUCCUUCCGCAGCAGCUCCCUCAGGGGCAACCUCGACUUCUGGCUCUCGGUCUUCGGCUCCUACGAGAAGCUCCUCAAGGCCCUCAAGAUGAACUCCGGCCUCCUCGCCGCCGACCUCGAGAAGGUGGCCAAGCCGAAUCUGGCCCUCCUCCAGCAAUGCGGGCUAAGUCCCUCUGUCUUCUCGGAGCCCUUCAUUUCCCGGGUGCUCAUCAGGACCCCCAAGAAAGUCCAGGACGCUUUGGUGCACAUUGACAAGUUUGGGGUGUCGCAGAACUCGCGGAUGUUCCUCUACGCGCUUGUGGCGUUCACUGUGCAGAGUCCGGAGAAGCUCACCGACAAAAUCGGAGUCCUGGAGACGCUUGGUUGGUCGCAGGGUGAUGUGCUGCUAGCUGUGAAGACGAUGCCGGGUAUCCUGACCAUAUCCGAGGAGAGGCUGCAGAAAAAUGUGCAUUUCCUCACAAAGGUUGCUGGGCUGGAGAUAUCUUACAUUGCUCAAAGACCGGUGCUGCUCAAGUAUAGCCUUGAGCGCCGUUUGUUUCCUAGGUACUGCUUGCUUAAGCUACUCAACACGAAGGGAUUGCUGGAUCUCCGAUUUGAUUACAAUGCCGCCUCACUGUCCGAGAAGAAGUUUCUUGGCAGGUUCGUGCAUCCUUACAAGGAGAGGCUUCCAGGCCUUGCUGAUGUUUAUGCUUCAAGCUGUGCUGGGAAACUACACAUGGAGUUGCUAUCAGAGAACACAAAACAAAACUAGAGAAUCUACCUUACCUGUCCUGGGUGAGUACCAUAGGAUGGAAAAUGUUAAGGUUUGUCAUCCCCCUUGGUCCAUUGCUCAAGUUCUGUGCAGUUUUUCUGGAAGUGAUCCUCUAUAGUGUUAUUAACUGAUGAAAAAGCAUGGUUACAGGUUAUCAUCUUGCCAGAAAUAGAACGUGUAAUGAAAUUUCUGGGAAUGAUCAUGCUUAACUUCAUCUGCACUUGGUUUUAUUGUUUCUUGGGCUUUCACUGGCAAAUGAUUGUGUAUUUAGAUGCAACUUUACAUCUGUAUAUCUGAUUCUAAAUGGUUGCAUAUGGAUUUCGAUUUUCUCAAAGACAUGCAUGUGAACAUUUAGAAAAGUUAUUGAGGUGUUGGCUUCAGCUGUAAAAGAUUAAUUUUUAGGAACUGGCAAAAUUAUGUGCUUUCCACGAACCAAGUUGAAAUAAUUUAGAGCCUACAUCACAAAGUAUAACUACAAAAAAUCAGAGAUUCAACAUUAUACAAGACAUGGAAUGAUUUUUGAAAAUGGUGAAGUGCAAUAUUGUUUUGAAGAGAUAGUAUUUUUUUCUAGAUGUGGCAAUAGUAGAAUGAGAGAACUUGUUAUAUUUGGAUAGUGUUUAAGCCAUUAAGCCCUUUUCGUAUUGAUAACUAUCCCUUUUUUUUUAUAUAAGUAUCCCUUUCGCUACCCUGCACUGGUAAGUACUGCAAAAUGAAGAAAUGAGAUUCGCUCCCCUUAUAUUCAGAAGAAAAACUAAGGGCGUAAGGGGUGGUAUACUAGAUUGUAUGAUUUGAAGUUUGAUAGUCCUCUAGUUAUUGUACUGGGCGGUUUGCCUAGUUUCAGCUUCUUUGCAUGGAAAAGCUAAAUUUCACGACAGAUGAAUGUUUUCUCCAGGAAAGGUUUUCUAGAAACUGGAAACCUGAAGGUUACAAUAUCAACUCUUUUUUACCGGGUUUGAACUUUAGUUUGAUUAUCUGGAGGCCAGGUUAUAGAUUAACAGCAAGUGAGUGGCCAUAUUAUUUGAUUGUAUUUUUGUAUUACAAAACAUAUUUCCAAAAUUCCAUCUUCAAUACUUAUUGCUAAACGUUUUCUUGAAAACUAAAGAAUAUCUGUAGGUUGAGCUAGCAGCUACAGAUAAUUAUAUGGAUACUUAGUUACUAUGGUAGACUCAAGGAUUUCAUCAACUCUGGAUUAAGGUUUGAAGUUUUAACCACGUGGUAGGACGGUGUAGGUGCGAGCAUGUUCAUUACUGAAGCCGUUGAGCCUCCUCAUUUCCAUGCAAUUUCAGUCUCUAAUGUAUUUAUGCUACCAAGUUGAAGCUGCUGUUGAUUAUGGAGAUUCUCUUACAAUUGAUGGUCAGGAUAGAUGAGCCAACCGAACUAUUCAUAAUCAUGCUAAUCUCCUGUAGCCAAUAUGUUGACCCGAAUAGAGAUCGUCUCAACUAGGGUACAUGUGUCAUUGUUGCCUAAACAACAACACAUACAUAAUCACACCACAAGCAAUAUAGCUCAGCACGCAGUAGCGGGCAUAACAACAUGAGGGCAAACCUUUUGCUCUCAGGAUGGAUGCCAUGGAUAUGGUGUCCAUCAGUCUCUGCUUAACGAGGCUAAAGGGAUCAAAUUAAUUACUCGGACACAUGGGUUGCCCAAUGCCUCUCAAGUCUGUCCCAUUUGCAUACAACGUGAUCUCUACUGUCUACAUAUAUGGACGAUCUCCAUUCAUCAUCAGUAGACUAACUGGGAUAUAAAGAGGCUUUGAAUGUAUGUAUGCUUAUAUGUUGGGCAUUGCUGCCACAGAGAUGCUUCACUGCAUUGCAUUUAUCGGCUAAUGUGGAUGGACACUUCUUCAUUUUCAGCACAUGCAUGCUGUACUUUCUUCUAGUUAUAUUGAUUUGCUACCUCCAUCUUUAUUGUAGAACCAUAUUUAUUUUUCUGUGCUCACAGGCAUUUGAUAAGGUUGCACGCUGACUGUCAUGUGCAGAACCUGGUAAAGAUCUAGAGAACAGGGAUACGACAGUCGCCCUCAUCUAGCCGCUUGCAGGGUCUAAUUUUCCAAAAUAUGCAUUCUUGUUCGUACCGGCUUAGAAAAUACGUGCAGUAACUUGUUCUGGUUAACUACAACUUCUGAAUCUUGUAUGUCACAUUUUGUAUGUGUAUGCAUAUAUGAAUUUGUUA
This is a messenger RNA of Triticum dicoccoides, 3419 nucleotides long. RefSeq lists its product as uncharacterized. The transcript has a single exon. Gene Ontology annotation, biological process: regulation of DNA-templated transcription. The coding region runs from base 78 to 1247 and encodes 389 amino acids. The record is from RefSeq and is a predicted model, not a curated record. Gene Ontology annotation, molecular function: double-stranded DNA binding. Lineage: Eukaryota; Viridiplantae; Streptophyta; Magnoliopsida; Poales; Poaceae.